Dioszegia hungarica is the source of this 1200-nucleotide messenger RNA. RefSeq lists its product as uncharacterized. Gene Ontology annotation, cellular component: transcription export complex 2. The transcript is spliced from 11 exons. The record is from RefSeq and is a predicted model, not a curated record. NCBI's taxonomy places the organism in Eukaryota, Fungi, Basidiomycota, Tremellomycetes, Tremellales, Bulleribasidiaceae. The coding region runs from base 1 to 1200 and encodes 399 amino acids. Gene Ontology annotation, biological process: poly(A)+ mRNA export from nucleus; transcription elongation by RNA polymerase II; post-transcriptional tethering of RNA polymerase II gene DNA at nuclear periphery. Gene Ontology annotation, molecular function: double-stranded DNA binding; RNA binding.
AUGAAGCUGCAGCAGUACAUCCAGAGCUUUUAUGCACCGCUCGCGGCGGAAGAUUCCUACGCGCUCCUACGACUCCUUGCGCUCCGAAACAAGACAGCUCGGGGCUUGUCAGAUUCUGUUGGACCCAUCGAUGAGAGAAGACUGGCGAACCCACCACAUAAUCUGCCAGAACCGUGGGACGGGAUAGCGCUCCGACACUGCGCUUGUGUGGCCGCGCUGUACAGAAACAGCUAUCAAGAAGCAUACACCCACCAGUCUCAGGUGCUCUCGCUCUUCUAUCGAUGGCUGCCUGAUCAGUCCGCAUGGUGCCUCCCAGUGCUCUAUCUUCUUCUAGGAGACCUUAGGGACUUAGCUGAGCAGGCCGAUCAGGGCACUUUCGCUGCGACUGGCAAGAUGCCGGCCCUGGAGGAAUGUACGCGUACAGUCAGCAAGGCGUUCUCAAUGUGCGCAACGGAUAGAACGUUCAAAGGAUCAGAAUCCCGGCGAGUCGGCAUAUAUCACGUUGCCUGCUUGAGUCUGAAGUGCUACUUCAAGGUCGGCAAGCCAAAUCUUUGCAAGAACAUCAUCAGAGCGGUGACCUCGGAUCCGAAGACUCCUCCAAUACACGAUGCACCAUUACCGGAUCAGGUGACAUGGCAUUUCUAUAUUGGGAUGCUGGCCUUUUUGAGCGGGGACGAUACAAAGGCUAGCGAAGAACUCGGCUGGGCUCUGGAGCACUGUCCAGCAGAACCAGCGCGAAAUAUCGAGCUCAUCCUCACCUAUCUCAUCCCCCUCCGCCUCCUCGCUGCCCAAUUCCCACAUCCUACCCUCCUCGCCCACUUCCCUCGAUUACACGAAACCUACUCACCCUUCAUCGCUGCGACCCGGUCGGGCAAUGUCAGGGCGUACGAUGAGCGGCUGGAAUGGGCCCAGCCGAGGUUGGUAGGUAUGAGCACUUACUUGACUGUGGAGAGGGCGCGGGAGGGGUGUCUGAGGGUGUUGUUCAGGAAAGCGUGGAUUGCAAGCGACAAGUCAUCGAGAAUACCGCUGUCGACCUUCCGGACAGCUCUGGAAUUACAUGGUGUCGAGGUCGACGCGGAUGAAGUGGAGUGUAUGGUCGCGAACAUGAUCUCUCGGGGGUUCAUGAAGGGCUAUAUAUCGCACGAGAAGCAGAUGGUGGUCUUGGCAAAGACUAGCCCAUUUCCGUCGACUCGGCCAUAA